GGGGCAGCGGAUGAAUGCCCCAUCGUCUUCGACGCCCUCCCCGACGAUGAAGGUCUUGAAGGAAGAGCUGCCCCCUCCGACGUCGACCGCGUCCACCAAGCGUCCUGGCCGAGCUGCGUUCAAGAGGGCUCUUGUGGUCCCUCUGGUAGUCGGUGCUUACUUCCUGGGCAGGCGUUCCUUGUCUUUGAACCCUUCGUGGCCGUUACCUGCCCUGGAGGACGUGUUUGCAGGCGAUGCGAACGCGGACGCGGCCCUGUGUCCUCAGGCGACGCCCCUGGUGCCCGAGAAGCACAGUGAGCUCUGGCAGAGCUUGGGGAGCAGCUACGGGACGGAUGAGUUCUUGAAGAAGGCAGUGGAUAACUUGGGAGGCGCAGUUCGCGUGCCAACGGAGUCCUUCGACAAGAUGGAUGAGGUCGGGAAGGAUCCCCGAUGGGAAGUCUUCGGGCCGUUCCACAACUACUUGCUCAAGACGUUUCCCCUCGUCCACUCUACUCUCUCCCUGACGAAAGUCAACACCUACGGACUUGCGUACGAGUGGACAGGGUCGGACAAGUCCCUGAAGCCUCUGCUCCUCGCUGCACACCAGGACGUCGUCCCGGUCGAUCCCACUACCGUAGACCAAUGGGCGCACCCUCCCUUCUCCGGCUACUUCGACGGGAGUCGCAUCUGGGGCCGCGGCUCCUCCGACGACAAGAGCGGGCUCAUCGGGAUCCUCACCACCCUCGAGACCCUCAUCUCCAAGGGCUGGAAGCCCACGCGCACCAUCGUGCUCUCGUUCGGCUUCGACGAGGAGGCGAGCGGGCUGCACGGCGCUUCCGCUCUGGGCAAGUACCUCGAGGGCGCGUACGGCGAGAACGCGUUCGCCAUGAUCGUCGACGAGGGCGGAGGAUUUGGCGAGCAGAAGGGCGCCGUUCUCGCGGUGCCUGGGAUCGGCGAGAAGGGCUACCUCGACACUCGCGUCGAGGUGACCUCCCCCGGUGGACACUCGAGUAUCCCGCCACCGCACACCACCAUCGGUAUCCUCGCCCAGUUGUUGGUGCAGUACGAAGCCAAUCCCUACAAGGUCGAGUUGAACCGCGCCACACCCGUGUACGGCUUUUUCCAGUGUCUCGCUGCGCACGCCCCACAAAUUCCCUCUUCGCUCAAGAAGAGUCUGAAGAAAUCCGUGAGCUCGGACAAGGCACUGAAGGAGGCGGAGAAGGAGCUCUUCAAGGACCCGAUAUUGAAGAACCUGGCAGGGACCACGCAAGCUAUCGACUUGAUCGACGGAGGUGUGAAGACGAACGCCUUGCCAGAGAGAGCCUGGGCCGUGGUCAACCACCGGAUUGCCACGGAAAGCUCAGUAGCCGGCGCGAAAGCCCAUGACACGGCUCUCUUGAGGGAGCUCGCAAAGCAGUUCAACCUCUCGUACACCGCUUUCGGUGAAACCAUCACUUCGGAACCUUCCUAUGGCACCUUGACGCUCUCUGAUGCUUGGGGAGCUGCCUUGGAACCCGCUCCCAUCACGCCUACCGGCCCCGAUGCAGCAGCAUACCAGAUUCUGAGCGGCACAAUUAAGGCCACCUACAAUACGCAUCGUUCCUUGAAGGAUGACGGCAUCGUAGUUGCCCCGGGUAUCAUGACAGGAAAUACUGAUACUCGAUAUUACUGGAAGUUGACUGAGAAUAUCUUCCGAUACAAUCACCACAACCAGGGCUCCGGCAAGGCACUUUCAGGUGUUCAUACCGUCAACGAGAGCAUCCCGAUCGACGCCUUCAUUGAAAUGAUCCGAUUCUUCACCACUCUGAUUCUCAAUGUGGACGAGUCGACGGCGUUGUAAAAAAGAUCUGGAAGUCGGGAUCUCCAUGUAAUAUAUGGUCUGUCGAUCAUACGCCUUUGAUUAAACACUGUUGUACAACGUCAUGCCUUGCGUUUUCACUCUCCUCGGAAGAUGAACCUUCUUCUCUGGGUGACUCAGAAUACUAUUUGGCAUUACACUACUGAUACAAUCAUGCAAAGGAAUCCAUAGAAUGUACAAGUGUUUCCUCCGUGCCUUCAGUGUUACCUGCCAACUUAAGAGAGUUUUGUCGACCUCGAUGCGGUGG
Molecule: messenger RNA, 2084 nt
Organism: Gloeophyllum trabeum ATCC 11539
Lineage: Eukaryota; Fungi; Basidiomycota; Agaricomycetes; Gloeophyllales; Gloeophyllaceae
Product: carboxypeptidase S
Exons: 7
Coding region: 11-1819 (602 amino acids)
Cellular component (GO): fungal-type vacuole lumen
Molecular function (GO): metallocarboxypeptidase activity
Source: RefSeq, a predicted model, not a curated record